Messenger RNA from Anguilla rostrata (American eel), 4369 nucleotides. RefSeq names its product F-BAR domain only protein 1-like. Bases 211 to 3765 code for a protein of 1184 amino acids. Gene Ontology annotation, biological process: clathrin coat assembly; clathrin-dependent endocytosis. The record is from RefSeq and is a predicted model, not a curated record. Lineage: Eukaryota; Metazoa; Chordata; Actinopteri; Anguilliformes; Anguillidae. Gene Ontology annotation, cellular component: plasma membrane; cytoplasm; clathrin-coated pit. The transcript is spliced from 27 exons.
CUCCCCGAGGCUUGACUGACAAGAUACCGAACCAAUCGCGGUUAUAUAGGGCGGAGAUACGCGGGCGACGAAAAAAGGCUUGUUAAAAUUGAACCAAGAUACACUUUGCAAUUGCACGUUUGGUCGGACGUGCGGACAGAUCAACGAGAUUAAAAUGUACUGCGUUGCUAUUUUAAACAUAUGAUCAGAUCUCACUAAGCUCCGAACAAGAUGGCGUUCUUCAAAAACAACUUCUGGGGGGAGAAGAACACGGGAUUCGACGUGCUUUACCACAACAUGAAGCACGGACAGCUUGCCGCCAAAGAGCUGGCGGAGUUUGUGCGAGAGAGGGCAGCCAUCGAAGAGACGUACUCCAAGUCCAUGAGCAAGCUGGCCAAGAUGGCGAGCAACGGAAGCACAUUGGGGACCUUCGCCCCCAUGUGGGACGUGUUUCGCGUUUCGUCAGACAAGCUGGCCCUCUGCCAUCUAGAGCUCAUGAGGAAGAUGAACUCCCUCAUCAAUGACAUCAACAAGUAUGGAGAAGAGCAGGUCAAAGUCCACCGCAAGACCAAGGAGGAGGUGGUGUCCACGCUGGAGUCGGUGCAGAUGCUGCAGGUGCAGAGCGGCCAGCUGCAGAAGGCCCGGGAGAACUACCACAGCAAGUGCACGGACGCGGACCGCCUGCGCAGGGAGGGCGCCCCGCAGAAAGAGCUGGAGAAGGCGGAGAUGAAGUCGAAAAAGGCAGCGGAGUCCUUCAGCUCCUCCGUGGAAAAAUACAACCGAGUGGGCGGAGACUUUGAGCAGAAAAUGUGCGAAUCGGCACAGAAGUUCCAGGAGCUGGAGGAGGUCCACCUGCGGCAGAUGAAGCAGCUGAUUAAGGCAUAUUCCCACUCCAUAGAGGAUACGCAUGUGCAGGUGGGACAGGUGCACGAGGAGUUCAAGCAGAAUGUGGAGAACAUCGGGAUUGAGAACCUCAUUAAGAAGUUUGCUGAGCAAAAGGGCACGGGCACAGAGCGACCAGCUCCAGUGGGCUUUGAGGAGUUCAGCUCCAGUCAGGUGCCAGAGGGCAAGAAGAGCCGCAGCAAGGCUUUCCGCAUACCGGGACUGGGCAAGAGGGACAAGGAGCCCGACUCCACGGACACAGCUGUCACUGAGGCUCCAAAUUCCCCACAAGUGGACGACGAGGGCUUCGUGAUCCGAGCAGACGGCGAUCAGAAUGGCCUCUCCCAGGAAAAAGACUGCAGCUUCUUCUCCAGCGACUCCGACUUUGACGACGAGGAGCCCAAGAAGUUCAACAUCCAGAUCCGCCCGGUGGGCAACGGCGGGAGGGGCCACGCGGCGGCCGAGGAGCGGGAGCUGAGGGCCACCGUGGGGGCCCUGACGCUGCCCCCCAACAGAGCGGUCUCUGUCAAGAGGCAUCUCUCCAGGAACUCCAGCUGCACGGCUGGAGCACGCUCAGAAGGUGAAGGGGAUUCCGCCCCCCGCAGGGAGAGUGAAAAGGAAGGACUGCGGAGAUCGACCUCCAGUCCUGACCAUGGCAGGCUGAACUGCAGUGUUUCUGGCUCGGAGAAGCUCUUUGGACCUCCGCUGGACUCCGCCUUCAAGUCCAGCAGCUUUGCAGAUGCUGCUUUCUCCUCUGAGUCCUCCUCUCCAGAGAACGUGGAGGACUCGGGGCUGGACUCCCCUUCCCAUCAGCCUCUGGGGCCCUCUCCAGAGCCUGCCGGUUGGGCGGCCUGGCCGUCCACUGCGCAGGGCAGAGAGCCGGGCAGUCUGGGAAGGGCGUCCGACCCCUUCCUGUCCGCCUUCCGGGACCCUUCCCCGGGUCGGGCCCCUCCCGUGCAGGACGACUCGGCGGGGGCGUGGUCCGGCGCCCCCCGCUCUCCCCGGCCCGCCCCCGACGUGGACCCCGCCUUCUUCACCUUCCCGGCGUUCGGGCGCGGCCUGGCGCCGCCGGAGCUGGACGCCCCGGUGUGGAGCUGCAAGCACAUCCCACCGGAGGACCCCUUCCUGGCGGCGUUCGAGCGGACGGCCCCCCCGGAGCUGGGCGCCUCCCCGGAGCCCUGGGCCCCCGCCCGACCCCGGCUGUCCCGGGAAGGCCGGGGGCUCAAAGACCCGCCCAAAGGGGGGCCGGAGGGGCGCGGGGACCCCUUCGCCUCCCACGGCGACAAGAAGGGCCCGUCCGCUUCCUCCUCUUCCUCCUCCUCCUCCUCGUCCCAGAAAGAGAGGGACAGAGGCGCCCCCAUUUUGGAGUCCCCCGAAGACCCGUUCUCCAUCACCAUAAUCGGCAGCCCCUCCCACCAGUCCACCCUGGCCGCGGCUGCGGCGGCCCAGAGCUCCAGCAGCAGCAGCAGCAGCAGCAGGCUGGCCCCCGCCCCCAGCUCUGGCCCCGCCCCUGGCCCCGCCCAUGGCCCCACCUCCGGGUCCGCCUCCAGGCCUAGGAAGGAGCUGGUGCGCUGGAACUCCAUGCAUAACCCCUUCAGCGAGACCGGCAAAACCGGAGCGCCCGCAGGGACAGGAAGUGGGCGGAAGGAGGGCAGAAAGCAGCGAGCUUCGGAGGGAGGCCCACGCAGGAACGGCCUGCCUCUCACCAGGCAUUCUGGGCCGCAGGAGGACCUGUGCUUCUCUACAGAAAAUGACCAGAACUGCUUGAGCCUGAGCAGUCAGCCGUCCCGGAGCGGAGACACACCCCCUCCAUCUCGGCGGGACAGCGCGGAGCUGCUGCUGGCGGCCCCCCCUCGCCCGUCCCGGUCCAGACGGGUCACCGCGGGCCGGCAGAGUGGUUCUGAACGGUCCAGGUCUCUUUGCUCCUCCCCCCGGACUGGCCCCAGCCCCCCCCUCACCGUCUCCUCCUCCUCCUCCUCCAGCCCGAGCGAGUGGGCGGGGCAGCCGUCAAUCACCCCCCGAGCAGCCAGCCCCGCCAGAGCGGGGUUAUCCCGGGGGCCCAGCCCGAUCUCCCUCAGCGCCCAGGAGUCCUGGCCGGUGGCAGCGGCCAUCACAGAGUACAUCAAUGCCUACUUCAGAGGCGGGGAGCACAAUCGCUGCCUGGUGAAGAUAACGGGUGACCUCACCAUGUCCUUUCCCGCCGCAAUCCUGCGCACCUUCACUGCCAACCCCAACGCCCCCGUCCUCAGCUUCCGAUUGGUCAACAUCGCUCGGGUGGACCACUUCCUGCCCAACCAAAAGCUGCUUUACAACGACCCCUCCCAGAAUGAUCCGGACAACAGGGACUUCUGGUUCAACAUGCAGGCCCUUAACGUGUAUCUCCAGAGAGAGGCUGAACUCAAUCCCCAAGCCUCGUACUACAACGUGACUCUACUGAAGUACCAGUUCUCCUCCCAGGACCCGGGCAGCGCCCCCUUGCUGCUGUCUGCGGAAUGCCAGCGCAGUGGCACGGUGACCCGCGUCUCCCUGGACUACCACUGUUGCCCGGCGACCGCCCCGGCCACCCAGCUGACGGGCGUGCAGGUCAUGAUGUCCCUCGAUCACACCGCCACUGACCUACAGUGCCAGCCGUCCGCAUCAUGGAAUACGGAGGAGAGACGGUUACUGUGGAAACUGCCUAACCUCUCCCCCACCAACCACAGCAAAGGCUCGGGGACGCUGUGCGCCAGCUGGCAGUGUCUGGAGGUGCCCCGCGGGCCGCCGCCCAGCCUGCUGGUGCAGUUCGUGGGCUCCGGGGCCACCCUGUCGGGCAUGGACGUGCAGGUGGCGGGCAGCCGCUACCGCAUGUCGCUGGUGAAGAAGAGGUUCGCCACCGGGAAGUACAUGGCCGGCUGCUCCAUCUGAGCAGGAGAGGAAGAGGCCUCCUGGGAGCUUUCGCACACCGAACGCACUUUCGAUUUCCCCGCGGAGCCCAGAGCCCAAGGGCCCGCCACGCACCGGGGAACAUCACGUCCGCUGUUCCGCUACCCUGACCCUGACCCCCCCCUCCUCGGCGUGAGAGGGGACGUGCACUUACCCGGGGACCGUCACACAAAACCUAGUACUUACCUUAGAGGUGUUCUUCAUUGGUUCACAGUUCAGAAAUCCCGCCCGUUCUUUGUGGGAGUGUAUUUCCUUUUCUUCUUUGUGCUCUAAGCAAUGUGAAUUGUGUGUGCCUUGGGUGAAGAUCUUGAGUUGGGGAAACCAUGGAUGUAACAAUCUGGCAGGACUAAGGACCGUGUACAGACAAAUAUGUGUUUAUAUGAUCUCAUGCAUAUGUACCUGAAAUGGAACUGCCAUGAAAAGUAGAUUUUUUAAGUAUUUAUAUAUUGCUCAAGGUAGACGCAGUAGUUAGUUAUGCAGACAUGUCUGGGUUGUAGAGUACGUGUGAAUCAGGCAAAAAUCAGUCUGUGUAAAUCUAAGGAUUUGUUCAGGUGGGACUAAUAAAACUGCCAAUUUCUUUUUCAAA